ACGAUGCACACGGCAAUGGAAAGUAAAUUUAAAAUUGCAAAAUAUUGUAUUUCACCAAGAAGAACAAGAAGAAAAAGAAUAUUUUCAGUAAAUAAAAUGCACGCGGCACUAUUAGAAUAAUUGGUCUAUAGGAAUAAUGCAACACCCUAGUAAAGAGUAUAUAAUGCGAUGGCGGCCAUUGUGGAGUUAUCAAUCCAAGUUUGAAUAUCAAACAGAGUUUUAACAAAAGUUUCUCUUUUAUCCUGAAUUUAAAGACAAAAAGUAUUCAAAAAUGCCUUGCAAAGGAUGUGGAAAUAACUGCAAAUGCACUGCCCAAAAAUGCGGUGACAACUGUGCCUGUGAUCAGCAUUGCCAUUGCCCCUGCAAAACUGGCUCCAAGGAUGAUUGCUGCAAGAAGUGAAUAAUGAUAAGAAAUUAAUUAAGGAAUAGAGUGGAUGAAAUGAAUCACCUUUAAAUUUAGCUGGAAAUAUUUUGAAGUUCGAAUAAAAUGUUUUGAAUAAAAUUUUGGUAAACAUAAAAAA
Messenger RNA from Stomoxys calcitrans (stable fly), 521 nucleotides. RefSeq names its product metallothionein-2-like. The record is from RefSeq and is a predicted model, not a curated record. The transcript is spliced from 2 exons. Lineage: Eukaryota; Metazoa; Arthropoda; Insecta; Diptera; Muscidae. Gene Ontology annotation, molecular function: metal ion binding. Bases 272 to 400 code for a protein of 42 amino acids.